AUACAUAUGUGUGUGAGAAUGUGGGAUAUUAUAUACAAGUGGUGCCCCACCGGUGCCCUUUUAAUUUUCGCUCCUGAGCUUCCAAAUGUCUGUGCACACCACUGGACUGGGGUGUUGUGGGAGGCCUGGGCUCUGUCAGUGUCCUGCUCCGGUCACUGUGGUCUGUGUCUGUCAUGGAUGUUAUUAUGGAUGUACUGACGCGUGUGCUGCGGCUGAUCUGCUGCAGUCCACCACUAGGCUUCCCCUCGGCCUAUCGCUGCUCCCACACACACGCGCUGACGACGAAACCCGGAAGCGCCGCGCCGCGCUGUGCUCUGCUUUGUUUUGUUUAAGUGACAGGAGUUGUAGGCGGAGGUCCAUCCGGGUGAGAGGCGCCCGACAGAUGGGGAGAGCGAAACUGAGGAUGGACGAUGACGGACCGGUAAAUGACGCCUGUAUAAUGCCGAGUUUCACCGGCUGCCUCGAGGAGGGGAGGGUGAAACUGUCCCGCAACCUGCCGACACAAAGUUCCCUCGCGGACAGCAAAGUUGAGCGCUCGGUCAGAGCUCUGAGUCGACGUGUCACCAGAGCAAACUCUCGGUUGUCACUCGACGAAGGUGAGAGGGCGCCGGAGGAGAGGAGCAGCGAGGAGGACAAGGAUGCGGAGAGCAACAACAAUAACAACUGCAACAGCGGAGGAGGAGAGAGGAGGAGGAGGAGGGCGAGCGCCGUGGAGAUUCUGAGGAGGAAUUUCGCGGUGGUUAAAUCUCCUUCUCUGCGUUUGAGCAGCAGCGGCCGGAUGCACCGCGACACCGAGCGUGAAAACCACCCGGGGAACGAUAACAACGACGCUCUUCACGGUCAUGGAAGUGAAUGUGGCGAAUGUGCAAAGUCAGACAGGGAUACGGGAGAAGCCGGGACUAAAAACGAACCAACCUUGAGCGAGUUAACGACUUCGGAUGCUGAUGUAGUUCAGUGCCAUCGUCUAUGUGACAAUGACGUCAGCACGGCGAGUCUAGACGAGUCUCUCCGUGUCAAAGAGCAUGUGUACUGCACUGUUUACUGCAUCGCCAACGACAUUCAUCACAGAGACACUGACACAACCUACGAUGAAACUGUCUCGUCUGACGAGCCGGACCUGGACCCUGAGGCCGGACCAGACGCGGAUUCGAGUCCGGAACCGUCUCUGUACACACUGGACGACCUGGGGGACCCUUUCGGGGACAUGGUCCAUCAGCUGUUCAAGGAGCAGGCUGAUGCGGAGAGUGCGACGCAGAGUUGCCGGGUGUGCCUCGAAGACAAAACCAUCGCACCUCUGCCCUGCUGCAGGAAGGCCGUGUGUGAUGAGUGUCUGAAACUCUACGUCAGCCCCCAGGUGCGAGUGGCCAAGCCUCACAUCAGCUGUCCUAUCCCGGAGUGCAGUGGUUACCUGGAGGAGGGGCUGGUGAUUUCCCACUUGGCCAACGAGGAUGUGGCAAAAUAUCGUUACUUUUUGGAGUUGAAUCAGCUGGAUUCCAGCACCAAGCCGUGCCCCCAGUGCCGUCAGUUCACCUCUCUGAAGAAGCACAACAGUAACCACACCGAGCAAAAGUACAAGAUCCAGUGUGGUAAUUGCCAGUUUGUAUGGUGUUUCAAAUGCCACGCGCCCUGGCACAACGGCAUCAAAUGCCGCGAGUACAGGAAAGGAGACAAGCUGCUACGAACCUGGGCCAAUGUAAUCGUACAAGGACAAAGAAACGCCCAAAAGUGUCCACAGUGCAAGAUUCAUAUCCAGCGAACAGAAGGAUGUGACCAUAUGAGUUGCACACAGUGUAACACAAACUUCUGUUACCGCUGUGGCGAGCGUUAUCGACACCUAAGGUUUUUCGGGGAUCAUACAUCAAACCUCAGCGUUUUUGGCUGCAAGUAUCGCUAUCUGCCCGAUAAACCUCAUCUGAGACGGCUAAUUAGAGGCUCUGUCUGCGGCGCUAAGGUGCUGAUAGCUCCAGUGGUCAUUCUGCUGGUGGUGGUGCUGGGAGCCCUCGCGUUGGUGAUAGGUUCGGUGGUUUUCCCUGUCUACUAUGUGUGUAAGAGGAGGAAGAAGCAGCGCACUCAGGGCUCUGGACGAUGGAUAUAAAACCCUGUCCUCUACAUCCAGGCUUCACACACACACACACACACACACACACACACAGCUGGAAACGAUGACGCCCCCACAUUUCCUCAGGGACAGACACGCCAUGCUGAGUCAUCGCACGAGUCUGAGAAGAACAUCAGAGCGUGUGCAAUUAGUGAGGACCAGGAUAUUCAAAAAAACGGAAAUAAAAAAACAACAACCCUGACAUUGACGUUGAAUUCAAGAGGAAACCACCGACUUGUUUCAGUGCUGGUCACAAUAUUGAUGAUAAGUGUUUGAAUCCUUUAGGACUCAACAUUUCACAGCAGUGAGGACAUGGCACAGUAGGUUUCGCUGCCUUUCAGUGUCAUAUUAAGCAAGAGGAGGCAGAUUCGUUUACAUCUGCACUUGUUGAUGGAGAUCACUGAUGAACAACCUGGAAAAGUGCAAGAAUUGGAAAAAUCUGGAGAAAGCCAUGUUAGAGAAGGGAAUUCUCACUGAUGCAAAAAGGACUGACCAUUCUUUUUAUUUUAUUUUUUAUUUUUUAUUUUUCCCCUCCUGAUGGAAACUCACUUUUCAUUGACAUCCAAACCUUUAAGUUUUGGGAAGCGUGCACUAUGAAACGCCAAAUUAAAAGCCUAAACUUCAUGGGAGGAUCAUGGAAGGAGGAUCUGGUAUUGUUAUUCGGAUUUACACUGGAUAAUGUCUGACUCGGGCCUGAUCUCAAGUUCUUGCUAGAAAGGUUAAGAGUUUUUCUAAAUGCGUUUGGCAUUCGGCACACUCACUCGUUAAUGACACUUUUGUCUGGUUGAGGAUUUCCAUCAUCUCCUCCCUUUAAUCUCUCUAACUGUCCUUUAGUUCUUCCAUGGUUGGGGCGAUAUGGCCUGAAUGGUAAUCACAAUAUCAUUUUGAAACUAGUAACUGUGGACACAAUUCUGAAGUACAACAUCCAAGGCAGUUAUCUAUAGUAUAUAGAUAUCUCAAUGUGUGGUGUUUUCCCCAAUGCAUACAACAUUAUAGUGAUAUAUAUAUAUGUAUAUAUAUAUACAUAUAUAUAUAUAUAUAUAUAUAUAUAUAUAUAUAUAUAUAUUGUUAUAUGACGAUUGAAGAAAAUUAUAUUGUGAUAAUUAUCAAUAUUGCUUUGUCGCCCCCUGCUGUAGCUCCUCCUCCUCCCUUCCUGGCUGGAUCAUGGCUCUCACACACACACACACACACACACACUGUCUGUCUGGCAGCUCUUCCCUGCUGUACUCGCAUAACUGUGUGCCAGUAUCUGCACCCUGAAAAAAGGACGAGCGGCUAUGCAGUAACUGUGCCAAAACAAAAACGCUGAACGUGACAGGACAGACAGUUGACCCUCCCCCUUUUGUUAGCUUUUUCAUUCAUUCAUUCAUUCAUUGUCUUUAUGGUCGCUUUGUCCUCCGCAGGAGGGUCACGGGACGCUGGAGCCAAUCCCAGCUGACACAGGGCGAAAGGUGGGGUGCACCCUGGACAGGUCGCCAGUCCAUCGCAGGGCCACAAAUAGAGACAGACAAUUCACUCACUCACUCCAGUUAACCUCCGCUAGCCACUACUCCACCGUGAUUUGUUUUUAGAGGGUCGCUCCUUUUACAGAGGUGUGGGUGAUGCUGCUGUGAGUCUGCACAGGAUCACACACACACACACACACGUUGCAAGCGUGUUUAUGCACGAGACAGAACGGAAGCCAUUCCGAACCGCUUUUCAGCUAAAUGUUGCGAUAGAUGCACAGAAGACAGUGUUCAGGUUUGUUGUUGUGUGGGUUGGUAGUUUGCCGAAAGGGUAACCUGGAUGCUGAAAACAUUUUUCAAUAUAUUAUAAAGGCUUUGAGGGUCUGUGUCAGGUUGCUUUGCAGUUUGGAGUUUGGAUGUAAAUCGUAAGAUGAUUUAGUUCUUAAGCUUUGAGGGAAUUAACGUGUGAGGUUUUUGAUUUUGAAGUGCAGAGGAUUUCUCUCUGAUUGAGAGGUUGGAGAGUGGAGUGACAUUGUGGAUUUUAUCUUACACACACACACACACACCAAGCUACUCAUACCCAUAGGCACUAAAACAAACAUAAAUGUGCGAUGCUGCCAGGAAUCAGGAGAUAUCCAAGUCAUCAUGUGACAGCAACCAGCUCACUAUCCUCCUUCUAUCUAUCUAUUCUCUCUUCUCUUUUCCUCUCUUUCAUUAUGUUUUCCAUUGAGCACUCACUGGGCACUUUGUUGUCCAGCCGGUCCUCCGAGGUGUCACUGCAUUUACAUUUCUCUGACCUCUGCCGUGAAAAGAUGCUAAAAAAAAAGCUGACGGUUACAUUAUGAAUGGCUCGAUUGAGGUAAAAAUGAGCGCUCAUCCGCUGCAGCUAAGGGGGAAAAAGCCAUCCAGACUGGAUGCUUUAAAGCCUCUGAUAUAUGAAAAUAACACAGAGCAGAAGUGUGGCGCACACUGCAGUCAAGUACAUCAGUCACAGACAUUUGUGUGUGUGUGUGUUUUUAUCCCACCCACUCUAUGGAUCUAUCUUUUUUUUAUGUUCCUCCUUAAUGGAAAGUCUAUGAACACGUUCAAUGGAGACGACUAAAUGACAACAGAAGACGAGGAGAAGCACAGAAGUGACGCUACGGCACAGAGGGAAGAGAUUGCUGUGUGUGUUUUCAUGAAUGCAUUUUUUAAAAAUCCGUUGUGUUUACCGGUGGAAUAUAUCCCGAGCGUUACAGCAUGUUUCACUUCUGAAUCUUUGCUAAAGCCAGGAUUUAAAGUAUGAAGGAAAAGCAGGUGCUUUGUUCCUGCACAUAAUGGGACAUUUCUGCAGUGCAAUGCCAUUCGCUUGGCUUUAUUCCAGGGAUCUGAAACAUUUUCUAGGAAAUAAUGAAUAAACUGCUGUCUAGUACAGUACAGUCAAACUGUACAUGCAAGGAUUUCUGCAGUCCUUUGGUUCCUGGGUGUGGGUUUGAAUGCUGUCUCAGGAAGCCCUGUUCUCUCCUCACUGUACCCAGAGCUCUCCAUCCACAUGAGCUGUGCCACCAGAAAUCGAUGAACAGCCUCAGUGGUUCAAGAUACUUCCUGAUGCAUUCGCUCUGAGCUGCUUAGCAACCAUUUUUAAUUCCAGUGUCAAAAAAAAACAAAACAACCAGAUCCAGAUAUCAGCCUGUGUUUCUCUGUGUGACUAAGCCGUGUCGUGGAGGUCAAGGCGAAUCAGCUCUGGGAAACCGAACGAGUUAAGUUUGGCGCCAAACAAAAUGUUGUUGAAAGUAUCUACGCAUCUGUUGAAAUGUUUUAUUGCACAAUGUGUUUUAUGUAACUGCUUGGUUAGCACUACAGUGACAUGUGACUGACUGACGGACGGGAGCGUGGUGGAUAUUUGUACUUCAGAACAGAGGAAUGUAUCAACAGAGGGGGGGAAUUUAGGUUCAUUUACUUUGGGCUGUUGUUUUCUAAUUUUUGUAUUGCAUGCUACCACUGAAUUUAUCCUUAUUCUUUGCCAAAGAAUCAACAAAUGUCAUUUUUUUGACGACUGAUUAAUUGUUUACAUGAUUUAUCAGGAAAAAGGAAUGCCCAUAAUUUGGUCAGAUGAGGUUAAAAGCUUCCUGAUGAA
Solea solea (common sole) is the source of this 5659-nucleotide messenger RNA. RefSeq names its product ring finger protein 217 (gene rnf217). The record is from RefSeq and is a predicted model, not a curated record. Gene Ontology annotation, molecular function: ubiquitin protein ligase activity; zinc ion binding; ubiquitin conjugating enzyme binding. The transcript is spliced from 7 exons. Lineage: Eukaryota; Metazoa; Chordata; Actinopteri; Pleuronectiformes; Soleidae. Gene Ontology annotation, cellular component: ubiquitin ligase complex; cytoplasm. The coding region runs from base 86 to 2095 and encodes 669 amino acids. Gene Ontology annotation, biological process: ubiquitin-dependent protein catabolic process; positive regulation of proteasomal ubiquitin-dependent protein catabolic process; protein polyubiquitination.